ACUGAAAACAUCAAAUGAAUAUCAGUAGAUCUCCUGUGGAACUUAGGCAAACAGGAUAUAUCAAUAUCUCUCCAACGCGUAUCCUUCAAUAUACAAAUCAACUAUUUGUGGAUUCUCAUGUGAAGCAUUAUCAUGAAUGAAGCUAUGAUGACUGGUCCAAACAUUUCCAAUCUCAUAGACUACACUGAAUUAUUUGAUUAUGUAUUCAACAACAGCGAAAACACCACAGAGUUUAUUUUGGAUAAGAGCACCCUAUUUUGUUCACCCAUCCCUAUAGCUAAUGCAGUCAACAUCUCAUUUUGCAUCAUCUACGUGAUCAUUUUUCUGGUGGCCAUACCUGGGAAUCUACUUGUGGGCUGUGUGAUCUGUUCAAACAUACGAUCACUUUCUUCUUCAGAUGUCUACUUGUUUAACCUGAUGUUAGCCGACACUCUAUUGGCUCUAAUCUUGCCGUUCUCUGCGGUAUCCGUAGUGCACGGCUGGGUGUUUGGGGAUUUCAUGUGUAAACUGGUUUGCCUGGUGAAAGAAAUAAACUUUUACACCAGCAUCUUGUUUUUGGUGUGCAUCAGUGUGGAUCGCUAUAUGCUCAUCGUGCGCGCUAUGGAAUCCCAGAAGGCUGAGCGGCGACUGUGCAGUGGUGUCGCUUGCGCAGCAGUGUGGUUUUUUGGCGGCUUGCUUUCCUUGCCCUCGCUUUACAAUGAGGCCUAUUUUUCCAAAACUGGCAACCAGACCAUAUGUGCCGAACGCUUUGAGGUGGACAGUGCCGAUAAAUGGCGAUUCGCCACGCGAACCAUGAGGCACCUGCUCGGCUUUAUACUCCCUCUAGUGGUCAUGUUGACGUGCUACAGCGUGACAGUAGCACGGCUCUUGCGUACGCGGUGUUUCCAGAAGCAUAGGGCCAUGAAGGUGAUAGUCACUGUGGUCGUGGCUUUUCUCUUGUGCUGGACCCCUUUUCACGUUACCACGAUGGUCGACACGCUGUUGAGGGCCAAAGCCUUUCAAUUCAGUUGCUUCACGCGGACCUCCGUGGAUGUUGCCAUGUUCGUUACGCAAAACCUGGGACUCGUGCACUGCUGUGUAAACCCGGUGCUUUACGCUUUUGUGGGAGAGAAAUUUCGAAAGCGAUUUAUGCAAUUGCUUCAAAGAAAAGGAGUUCUGGAUCGCUUUUCAAUCUCUAAACCUAGCAGGCCUCUCCAAUCUGAAGUCACUUCUAGCUUCCUGUGAGCUGCUGCCAUGCAAUGGACAUCAAUGUUUAUAAUGAUGCAAUGAUGCAAUGGCUCCCUCUAUUGUUCAUAAAGAACACAGAUGUCACACUGCAGCGUGAUGUGAAUGUUCGGGGUCGAGCUUUCACAAAAACAAAUCUAUUACUGUUAAUACUAUCACGUAUGGGUUAAGAAUGGAAUAACAAUAAAUCUCAGGUAUUAAAUUGUUGUGUAACUCAAUGUGUGAACCAUCUGUGAUACAAACAUUUGUGAUGACUUGUUGAUGAGAACUGGGGAGAGACACCCAUAGAGGAAAACAUGUUGAGCAAGACUGAUAUGAGAUGUAUUACAGCACAUUUACGUAUGAAAUGUUAAAAAAUGAUCAUUGUCAAAACAUACACGGUCAUUAUCAAAACAUGAUUAUCUCAGCCUUUUUACUCGAAAUUUGGUAUUUUUGACGAAACCUUCCCAUAUUAUAUAAAAAGAGAACAAAUUAAAAUAGCUGUUUCCGUUUUGUUAGUUUGUUUGUUUGUUUGAAAGCAAUCUGUUCUUUUAGUUGAUAUAUUUUAUGUUUAUUUAUAGAAGAGAAUUUCCUGGAAAGCAUAUUGUGAAACUUUUGUAAAAAUCACAAAAAAUACUUUUUUAAAUAAGUCUGGUGGGGAAUGAGUUAAUUUAUUUUAAAGUACUUUUAUUCUAUUUAUGUUUUUUUAAAUAACCUUUCAUAACUUUUCUAAAUAUUACUAUUCUAGGUUUAGAGGUACUUUACUGUCAUGUAAAUGUUUGAAUGCGUCUGGGUGCAGACAAGUGUGUAAUGGCUUAUAAGUCAUAAAUGCAAUCGUACUAAAACUUCUUUAGGAUUUAUCACGAGUGGAUGUAUUGUGUGUGGGUUUUUUUUGGCAAAUGUUUAAGAUAUAAAAUAAAAUGUUAUAAACCAUUUCAUUUCUGUUUUUCUUUCCCUAGUGACAGCUCUUUUGACGUUUAUUUUCUGACAGCGUAUGCUGUUUUUUUGUCAGUGGACAGAAAAGGAGAAAUUUUGAAGGAUUGUGAAACAACAAUUCACAGUGAUCACAUCCGACCUAAAAAUAUAUAUAUAUGAGAACUGAAAAUUCCUCAUAAUUCAUACACUGUAUUAGAAGUCUUUUGAAGUCAAAUGAUCUUUUUGUGUGGAGACUGAAGUGUAAAAC
Molecule: messenger RNA, 2386 nt
Organism: Paramisgurnus dabryanus
Lineage: Eukaryota; Metazoa; Chordata; Actinopteri; Cypriniformes; Cobitidae
Source: RefSeq, a predicted model, not a curated record